AACCCGGCCAAGUGUACCGUCGUCACUUCCCGAUCGGACCUUCCCUCCCUUCUCGUUUACGGGCAGGAGAUCCCGAGAGCAGAGUCGUACACCUACCUUGGGUUUCCGGUGACCGCAAACGGGAUCGACUUCCAACAGUACCUCGAUCAACGGAUCCAGGCUGCGGUGGGGCGAGCACACUGGCUAGGAGUUCAGAGUAACUCCUGGGGUCCGGCACAUCGACUUCGGAUCUACAAGCAAUUCCUUACACCGAUAUUUGAAUACAGUGCUCCACUAGUGUGGGCAUAG
Messenger RNA from Mollisia scopiformis, 288 nucleotides. RefSeq lists its product as uncharacterized. The transcript has a single exon. The record is from RefSeq and is a predicted model, not a curated record. The annotation marks the transcript as partial. NCBI's taxonomy places the organism in Eukaryota, Fungi, Ascomycota, Leotiomycetes, Helotiales, Mollisiaceae.